CUUCUAGGUGUGUACAUUUGGGUAAGGCUGGAUUGGUUGUGAAUGGCAGGAUAGGAGCAUUUUAAAAAAUGUUUCUAGACUUGUGACUUAAUCAUGUCGCAAGUCUGUCUUUAUCAGUGUGAAAGUGUAUAUAACUAUGUCAAGUCUCCUUUAGCUCAGUUAAUUAACAUCUACAAUCAAACCUAUUAAUCAACGUCAACAUCUACAAUCAGGCCUAUGCCAAAUUAAUUAUAUUAAUCAACAUCUACAAUCAGGCCUAUUAAUCAACAUCUACAAUCAGGCCUAUUAAUCAACAUCUACAAUCAGGCCUAUUAAUCAGCAUCUGCAAUUAGGCCUAAUUUAAAGCUUAAAAAUAAAACUUGCACUGUUUUGUUGCAUUGAUUGCCUCUGACUCUGGAUAGAGAGUAGCGGUAAGAGAGUGUAAACUGAGUGGAGUAGGCUCAGUUCAGUAAGUAACUCAGUAACUCAAUAAAAUUAAAUUCAAUGUGAAUAGAUAGAAAAAUAUCCAAAUUUAGUCAUACUAAAAUGACUAAAUUACUAGCCCCUAACUAAUAGUGCUGUACCUCUACAUUUGUUUUACACUCACUUUAAGCUAUGACUUUGAAAACUUUGUUGUCAAUGACAGUAUAUUCAGUAUAUAUUAUUAAUUAUAGAGUCAAGUCUUUAACUUUAUGGUCCACAAUUUGUAGUUUGUAACUAAAUACAUGCUAGUUUUAUUUAAUGAUUUAAAUUUGUUUGUUUAUGAAAUAGAAAUUAACUAAAAAUAUAUUUAAAUUAAAUAAUAAAUUUUAAUGUUUUAAAAAAUAUAAUUAUAUAUAUAUAUAAUUAACAUUAAUCAUAAGCCUACCACUACUACUAAGACUGAGUGGCCUACUUAAAUUUUAAAAUUUAAUGAGACAGUGGUCUUAGUCUUGUGUGGAUUAAAUUAUUUAAUUCUGCUUGUAUUAAAAAUGUCAGUGAUUCAGUCUAAGACUAAGAGAGAAAGCUUAACACGUACUUUCAAUUCAAAAAGAUCUAGUAUAUUAUAAUUAUAUUUUGUAAUUGGAAAAUUAAAAUGAUUUUAUUAUUUUAUUGCUAAUAAUUUCAAAAAUUAUUUUUAUUUACUUUUAUAAACUAAUUUUUUCUUUUUCAGUUAUCAGAUAACUUUAGGUGCAAUUUUACUUGCUAGAAAUGAAAUUCAACACUUAUCUACUGAAAAUAUCAGGUUCAUAUUCUAGUUUAUUCAACACCUUGAGGAAGUUUCAUCUUAACUUUCAUAGAAAUUAUCCAUUACUAUCUGGUAACAUGACGUAUAUCUGUGAUAAACAGUUACCACCAUUCUCUUAUAUUAGAUUUACUAAAUGCUAUAGUACUCUAAAAAAGUCAUUCAUAUCCAGCUUGACAGAAAAUAUAGAUAUUGAAGAAUUAAAGGAACAAAUGAGAAAACAAAGGAAUGUUACAAGUGAGAGAAUUUCUAUUAAAGAAUUUGUGGCUACAGAAAUUAACAAACGUUACAGCAAAGCUAUUGAGAGCUUUAAUCAACAAGAAACAAAGGCAUUAAAAGUUAUAACUCUAGAGCACAGCUUCUUAUUCCAUGAGGGCUAUGAUAUACCAGUAAGUUUUUAAGCAUCUAAAGGUCAUAUUAUGAUAAAGGGAUAGAAUUGCCAUUGUUGUUUAAAAUAUUAGUUCGAUUAUAAUGGUUUGUGUUAUUUAGAACUAUUUAAGCAUUAUUCUAUUAAACGAAACAAAAAUUAAAAUGAAUGAUAAAGAAAUGGAACAAAAGUUUGGUAAAAUUUGUAUGAAAUUUAUUUUUUGCUGUAUUCCCUGUUAAAGCCAGCAGAGGAAAUGGAAAAUAAGCACUGGUUGGAAGCAUUGACAUUUGAAACCAUAGCAGACCGUUUAGUUUAUUAUUUGAGUUUACAAGAUAUGAAAAGAUAUCAAGUAUCCAUCCGAAAUGAUAGGGAAAACCUUGAAGAUCUAAUACAUAAUAGAAAUGCAGAUGGAGACAGUUGUGGGAUAAUUUUGGAUUAUGAGAUUCCAGACAGGCUCUUAAGGUUUGUGAGCUAGAAUAUUAAAUAUGUUCAUUAGAAUUUAAAUACUGCUUACAAAUAAAUGCAAAUCGAGGAAAAACACGAAUUUCAAUGUCAAAAUAUAACAAUACAUUUUUAUGUUGCUUUUAAAAAUUAAAUGAAUUAUUUUGGAGAUUAUGUAUUUCCUGACAGAAAUUGGGUUUUGUAUUAUUUUUCUCUUCUUUUUUUAUCUGAAUUUCUAGUACAUUAGGUUCAAUCAGUCCAAUACAUGUAGAGUAUUGCCUGAAGCAACUUGUCAGUCCAAUUCACUUAAUGAAAUAUAAAAUGAUUUACAAUAAACUUUAACACUGUCCUGAUUAUUUUUAUGCUCAACUACUUACAUCAAUUUUUUUAUUACUUUACUUUAAUUUUGUGCUACUUAUUUUAAUGUUAUUUUUACUUAUGUCAGUUUUGUAAUACUUUAAUGCUUACUUAAAAAAUCACAUCACUUACUUUAGGGGUAUAUUACAGACUACUUACUUUAAUCUCACACUUCUAACUUUAAUGUGCUGCUUACUACAUAUUAAAAAAAAAAAAUUGAUCCUUAGAUGGCACAACAACAGACUUGCAUCAGCCAUGCAGUUUGGCAUUCCUCUUAUUAUUGACAUGGGCUUUACUGUGAGCACCCCUACUGAGUUAAUUCCCCUGAGUCAGCAGCUGUGGGAAUUGUAUUGCACUAACAGAUCACAUCCUGAUCCAUAUCAUCUAGUCUUCACUAACUGUACCCCAUCACAUCCAGUCUACAGGUACACACAACAAGCUUUUCUUCUUUCUUUACAUUUAUUUAAAAUUCUUACGAACCAUGAAACUCACAUGGCAUUUAUUAUUUGGUUUUAUUAAAAAAUUUCAAUGAUGUCAAAAGCAAGAUUUCAUUGUGUAAAAUUAGUUAUAAAUCAGCAUCCCUGACACAUAAAAAAUAUGCUAUGUUUUUAGUUAUCAAUAACUAAGUUACAUUCUGUAAUCUAAACACAAUGGCAUAGUUAGAGUUUUUCCUCUGUAGUCUUUUCUUGAGUUAUAUCUCCCAGCCAUGACAUUUCCUUUACACUCCUGGCUCAAUGGAGUAAGCAAGACCAUAUUUUAACAUUAAUUUCAUACUGAAUAUUCAAUAAUUGUUGAGAAUAUCUAAAACCAGUGAAGAAAUUGUCAUUGAGAAUGGAACAGCUUUGUGGGGGAAAAAUGUAUUAAUCUGUCUGAAUGUCUUAAAAAUAUAUUCAAGUUACUUGAGGAGAAAAUUUAAUUUAUAUUCAUAAUUAACUAUUUCUCACGUUAAUUUUUUGUAAAGAUAAUGUAAUUUCAUUUUUUCAAAAAUGGGAUGAGGCUAAAAGUCAUAACACAAGAUGCAUCCUUAAGUUGAAAGGGAGCUCAUGUCUAUUACGAAUUUUUUGUUGUUGUAUACAAUUAAUAAUUGCAAUGUUUCUUUGUACAGAUACUUAGAGUUGCAUCAUCUGGUAGAGACCAUGUUUAUCCUUGCCACAUUUACAGAUAAGAAUCAUUUGCAACUUUUCCCUACACAGGAAAAGGUAUACCUUAGUGCCCAAGCUAAACAGGUAUUAAGUCUUACCUUAGUGCCCUAGCUAAAUAUGUUAGUGUAUAAAAUUUUUACCUUUGUGCCAUAGCUGAACAGUUAAGUGUUUAAAGUCUUAUCUUGAUGACCAAGCUAAACAGGUAAGUGUGUCAAGACUUGCCUUAAUGACCACACCUGGGGUUUCGAAACCCCCUUAUGAGCCUAUUUAUAACCAUCAUUCACCACCACCCUAUGAAAGAAGGCCCCCACCAAUGGAUGCACCUCCAAAAUGGAAGGAAUAACUAUAGGCCUCUUCCUCCUUGCAGUCUGCCAACUGAUAGCGAAAGAAAAAGUGUAAAUGCCCAAGACAAACAGGUAAGUAUAUAAAGUCUUACCUUGGGCCGAAGCUAAACAGGUUAGUGUCUAACGUCUUACCUCAGUGUGUUAAGUAGACAGGUAAGUGUAUCAAGUCUUUAACCUUAGUCCCCAGCUCACCAGGUAAGUGUCUAAAGUCUUACCUUAGAGUCCAAACUAAACAGGUAAAUAUAGUACUGUUGAUCAAUAUACAACUUUGGGCCCUUUCAGCACCACGUUGCGGGAGCCCUUCCAAUAUGUUGUUUCACUUUGUUCUAAGUCAUUAAUAGAUCUGGGAUAUGUCAGGGGAUGGGAGAAUUAAAAUUAUGACAUUUUAACUGUCAUAUUGUGGCCUCCCCCCUCUCCUGUAUGACAGUUUUGUCUUCUCCUUUUUGCAAGUGGCUUGUGGCAGAAAAUGUAAGAACCAACCCAGGUGGCACCAAUUGUAGCUAUGCCACUGGGUAACAUUAUCACAGUCUGUCUCUGGUAAAAAUAAAGUUACAGGUUAACGUGGCUCAAAUUCGAAGUCAGAUCAGCAUAAAAUAAUUGUAUUUCAUUAAGAAUGAAUUAAGAAAUGCCGACAUCAUUUUAAAAAACCAACAAAGUAACUUGAGAUUUAUUUUUUAGGAAAAGCUGGUUAAAAAAAUAAGAAUCAAUAUGCAUUAAGCCUAUUCUCCCUAAUAUAUUAUAGUCUGAUAACUACCACAAACUGUCAAUGGGGGGAAAGGAAGAGGAGUGUUGGAAAUAUACGUACUCGCCGCUGUUGGAACUAUCAUCAUUUCGGCAAGUUUAGUUGUGUGGAGAACAGACGAACUUGGAGAGAGCAUAGUGCUACAGAUAAGCUAGGAACUUGCCGUGGUAUCCUCUUGUGCCGGAUGAGUCUACCGAUCUCCAGAUCCCAUCAUGUCUUCUCGUGUUUACUUGUGGUAUCAGUUAGGACUCUCAGAUAACAGAAGAGUUGGCAUCCGUUUGCAGCAUGCAUGGAACAAUUACAGGAAAAGACUAAUUUUCGUGGAAGUGCAAACUAUUUUUCACACAUUAACCUUCUGUGGAAUCAACUUUGAGGUGUUACAGUUGAUGGAGGAAAAAUUGGGCUGAAGUGAGGAAAGGUCUGGUGGAGCAGAUCAGGACUCGGAAGAUUUGCUACUUCUGGGCACUCUGUUCAUACACUGCAUCAUGCAUCAGCAAGCACUCUGUGGGAAAGACUUAGCUGUUUCUUGUGUACUAAAAACCAAUUGUUUCUGCUAUGAAUUUCAUUCCGUGACAUGCACUCAAAUCACAGUCAGUUCCAGGCUUUUCUUGAAGAAAUUGAUUCUGAAUUCUGUGACUGGCCUUAUCACACAGCAGUGAGGUGGCCCAGCUGCAGUAAAAUCCUGUUUUGUUUUUAAAAGCUGCAAAAUGAAAUAGAUGUUUUUUUCUGUUUUUUCUCACUGAAAAAAAAUUGAGCUGUUUCACAGCUGUCAGAUCCUACCUGGCUGUCACAGUUGUCAAUUUUUAUUGACAUCACAUCCCACGUGAAUGAAGUGAACUUGAAACUUCUGGGAAAGGAUAACCUAUUUUGUGAUCCCUACAGAAUCAUUAAAGGAUUUCGGAGAAAACUGUCAUUGGUUGAAGCACCACUGGAAGGGGAAAACUAUGCUCAUUUUCACUGUUUCAAAGAGUUUUGCGCUACAAUUGACAAGGAUGUCAAACUUGAUUUUCCAUAAAAAAAUUAUUAGUCACUUGAAGAAGCAUUUGAAGUUGAAGAGAUUUUCAGAUCUUGACAAAAUGUAGAGUGACAUUCUUCUGUUCCAGAAUCCGUUUGAUUGUAACCUUGAUGAUGUGCCAGUUGAAUUACAGUUGGAGCUCAGUGGUAUGCAAGCAAAUGACCUAUUGAAAGAGAAGGAAAACUUAUUGGAUUUUACUGCUGCUUACUUGCUGUUGAGUUUCAGAAACUGAAGAAAUUUGCUGCUGGUAUGUCAUCGGUGCUUGGAACAACUUUUGUCUGUGAGCAAAACUUUUUCAAAAAUGAAUUAUGUGAAGUCAACACAUCGAACGAUAUUGACUGAUGAACAUUUAAAAGCAUUUAUCUUGAUUGGAUGCAGCAAUUCCAAACCAAACAUUGAUGAUAUCUGGAAAGCCCAACAUCAGUUUCACAAAUCUCACGAAGCUUUUUUUGCUGCUUAGUUUGUGAGAUUUGAACAUGUGUGCACUAGGUCUGAUGUAACUAUCUUUUUGCUAACGUCCCCUUCUUUGAUAAAUUUUUUGGUAAAUAAAUAUGUUGGUUGUCUUUGUUUUUUGUGCAUUGCACGCCACUCACCCAUGAUUAACAUGGAAUACCAAACUUAGUUUUUUUGUCUUUUUUCCCAGAGCUUUCAUUCUACCUUAUGAUUAUAAAUAAUUAUACGGCUCACAGUGAAAACGUUUGGUGACCCCUGAUCUAAGCUUAAGUCUGCCUUUGAGCCAUUUUCCUCUGGGGUUUUGGUGGUGCACCCUCUUCACUCCUCUGUCAUUUGGCAUUCUUUCUAAGUGUCCCACCCAGUGUAGCCUGCCCUUUUUAUUUCUAGAACUAGCAUGGGAUCUUGAUAUAGACUAUACUAUUUCUGGCUGGUUUGUAUUCCCAUUUAUAUUCAUCCUUUGUUGGUCCGUAUAUUUUCCAGGGAACAUUUCUCUCCCACGUGUUUAAUAGGUUUUCAGACGUUUUUGUUAGGGUCAAGUUUGCGAAUGUUGAAACUGGUCUGAUUACAGUGGCGUAGCGAAGGUGUUUGCCGUCCGGGGACAAGAUUCGCGCCCGGGGACAAGAUCGAUUUUAAAGCGCCCCUUUUUCUUUUUUUCAACUCUCAAACCCAUUAUUUUCAACAUUUUUGCGCCCCUAACUAGCUGGCGCCCGGGGACAUCUGUCCCCCCCUGCCCCCACCACGCUACGCCUCUGUCUGAUUACAGAUCCGGAUAAGCUUGCUUUUAUUACUGUUAGUAAUUAAUUUCUUUCAUUUAUUAAGGAUCCUAGGUAUUUGAAUUGAUUUACUUUUUCGAAAGUUUGGUUUCUAAUUUUAAUGGUUUCAUCUGUCUAUUCUUCUCUUGAAAUAGUCAUAUAUUUUGUUUCUUGGUUGUUAACUUCUAGCCAUGCUUGUAGUGAUACAUCUUCUAAUUCAAUAAAAGCUUUUGGUACGUCAUAAUGAUAAGUAUGGAUUUUUAAAAUUAUUGUCUUUUAAUUAUUUUUUUAAUAUUUAAAUUUAUUUUCAUUAUCAGCUUUAGUAAGGAAAAUAGAGAUGAUAUUAAAUCAUAACCAUAAAUAAACAAUAGAAUGUAACAGCAUAAGCUGAUAAUCUGAACAACUUCAACACCGCCAAAAACAGCAAACUUCAAUUGCCUAUGAUUAUUUUGACAUUGAAAUGUUAACAUUCAUUAUUCACCCAUUAUUAAUGGAAUGUUAUAAUUGAUUAUUAACAAAUUCUUUUUUUUUUUUUUGGCAGGCUUUAAUUAAGUAUGACCCAAACACAAUUUACAUAAUGGGGGCAUACCAUGAUCCACUUGUACGUAACAAGGAAUCAUUUGCCCGAGCCAAAGAACAGAAAUUGCCCUGCAUGCGUUUGCCUAUAGAUGAACAUGUCAAGUAAGUUCAAAUACUUUUUCUUUCAAAUUUUAUUAACUAAUUAUACGUUUGUAUUCUGUAUUAUGAUUAUUAAAGUUGAACUUAUUGUUUGAUUUACAAAAUUUGUUUGUGCCUAAUUCAUGCUCUUUCAAAUUUGGGAGAAAUUGUAAAUGUAGAUUGACAGUUUAAUUGAGGUAAAUUUUAAAUUUACAUUCUUUAUUCCAAUAUUUGCUGUUAUUCAACAUAUCUCAUUCAAUCCAGUCAAUGUUUUUAUUAAAAAUAUCUUAUUCAAUGCAGUCAAUAUUUUUAUUAAAAAUAUCUCAUUCAAACCACUUAUUCAUUCAUUUUAUCAAAAUAUUUCAUUUAAUCCAUUCAGUCGAUCUUUGUAUUAAAAUAUCUCAUUUAAUCCAUUCAAUCUUUCUAUGUAAGUGUCUCAUUUAAUCCAUUCAGUCAAUCAAUAGAAAGAUUGAAUGGAUUAAAUGAGAAAUUUUAAUACAAAUUUUAAUACAAAGUGUCUCAUUUAAUCCAUUCAGUCAAUCAAUUCCAUCAAACAAUCUCAUUCAUUCCAUUCAGUUAAAUUUUAAUAAAAUAUCUCAUUCGAUCAUGUGAUUCAAACCCUAGAUUGAACUUGCUUGACCAGAGUUUGUAAAUUUAAGAAACAGAUACUUCAUUUGAGUUGAUGUUUCUUGUGGUUUAAUUUCAGAUGGCGACAUCAAAUCCACAAGGAUCUAGACAUCAACCUUGUAGUAGAUAUUUUAUUAUCAGUUAAACAAAGCAAAUCUUGGAAAACAGCUUUCCAAACUGGAGUCCCACACAUGAUUAAUCAGAUUUUGUGACUUCUCUAGUUCAAAGUUAAUUUACACUGGAGAUAUUGUAUAGAUCUAAUAAAUUUAUCAUUUUUCACUUGGUUGUAUUUUGUGCUGCAUCAUUAUUUUGUCCGUAGUAAUAUAUAAUACUUGCCAGUAUUUAAUUUAUUGUCAUAUAUUUUUUUUAAAUAUUUUUUUCUUCCAGUAAUUUGUCACAAUUUUUAUGACUUUAAAAGGAGAAGGGAGAGGGGGGGGGGUGGGUUUGUUCUGGGGUUACAGCUCUAGAUAAAAUUGUCACUAAAUAACACAUUUCAAUAAAUAUCAUCUCAUACUGGUAAUAUCUUUAGUUUAAAAAAAAGUGCUUACAUUUGUAGAUGGAAUAUUGAUUUAUGUGAUCAAAAG
Molecule: messenger RNA, 8685 nt
Organism: Lymnaea stagnalis (great pond snail)
Lineage: Eukaryota; Metazoa; Mollusca; Gastropoda; Lymnaeidae
Source: the annotation of a GenBank genome assembly